Messenger RNA from Sclerotinia trifoliorum, 1750 nucleotides. The record is from the annotation of a GenBank genome assembly. Lineage: Eukaryota; Fungi; Ascomycota; Leotiomycetes; Helotiales; Sclerotiniaceae.
CAUCCCCCAAGUUCAACACCAUGUACCAUGUACCAUGUACGUACCUACAUCUACAUAGCUUGGGAAUUCACUAUAUAUCCGGGUGAUCUUUCCCCUCUCACUUCUUUUGCUCAGAAAUUCUACUUUUUUCCGUGUCGAUUCAUUUAUUAAUUGUGUUACUACUUUCGAUUACCCCCGAAAAAGAUUGAAAGUUCAAAUUGAGCUCCUCUACUACGAUAUCAGAAACGUCAACUUGUCUCCAACAUAUAUUGAAUUAGGAACGCCAACGAACAAAGUCGUUAUGGCUACCACCGCCACCGCAGAUAAUGGAUACAAUAAAGAAUACACCAGCGAAACUUCAGGUGCUAGUAAUACUCACGACCAUGCCUUUGUCAACGGCUCUGGCAUAAACCAUUCCGCUCCCCCAAGAGGAUAUGAUUAUGGAGGAAAUCCUUUGGCGCAUAUGAAUACAGGAGAAUCAGCUAGAUUCCCAGCAUUCGGUGGAGAGUUCCAACCUGGUCUUUACAAACCUACUACGGAAAGAAAGUUCGCCAACCCUGCGCCUUUGGGUCUCAGUGCUUUCGCUCUCACUACUUUCGUCUUAUCGCUUAUCAACGUCGGAACUGCCGGUGUUACAAAACCAGAUAUUGUCAUCUCUCUUGCUUUUGGUUAUGGUGGUCUUGUUCAAUUGCUUGCGGGAAUGUGGUAUGUACUGAAUGAUACCUUGUUUGAGGGCACACCGUAUCCAAAAUCCGAAUGCUAAUAACGAUAUAGGGAAAUGGCUGUAGGAAACACUUUCGGUGCAACGGCUCUUUCAUCAUUCGGGGGAUUCUGGAUUUCACUCGCAAUCGUUCUCACGCCUGGUGGAUUUGAUAUUAUUAGCGCGUACUCGGGAGAAGGAUCCGGCGCCAACGAUUUCAAUAAUGCAUUUGGAUUCUUCCUAAUGGGUUGGUUUAUCUUCACCACCAUCCUUUUAGUUUGCACAUUACGUUCCACCGUCGCAUUUUUCCUGCUCUUCUUCUUCUUGGACUUGGCAUUCCUGAUGCUUGGAAUUGGUCAUUUGAGAGCUAGUCCUUCGGGAGUCGCACUAUCCGGUGCUAUCAAGGCUGGUGGAUAUUUUGGUUUAUUCGCUGCAUUUAUGGCGUGGUAUAAUGCUCUGGCUGGUCUUGCGGAUGAUAGGUAUGUUUUCAUUCUUUUACACAUUUUCGAAAUUCAAAGGAGAUUUAAAAACUAACUUUCCGCUUCUUUUUCUAGUAACUCGUUCUUCGUUAUUCCAGUCGCUCAUUUCCCUUGGUCGGUUAAGGGCCGCGAACGUCGUCUUAAGACUGAUCGGGAGACGGUUUAAAGUUUUGAGGUGUUUUGAUUCUUUUUCUUACAUACAUUCAUACAUUCAUACAUACUAUUUAAAACAUUAAAUAAUAAAUAUCUUUACGAUAUGUUUCGGUGAUAGGAAAGGGGGUAUUUGAGUUCAUGAUUUUUUUUGCAUGAUAGCCUGGUUACUAGGUUACCGGUUUAUUGGGUUGGAGGGAGGCUCUUUGUUCAUGGGGAUUGAAUGGGAUUGGCUAUGAUUGGCUGGCUACGAUUGGAUUGGAUGGAAAUAGGGAGAAUAGCCCGGAUUUUCUGGAUGUGCUAACGAUUUUCGAUACCAUUGUGGAUGGGAUGGGAUAGUUGAGUGUGUAUGUGUGAAUGAUGGAUUUGGAGGGACCAUGGAAGAGGGAAGGAUGGGAGGAGGGAAAGAGAGAAAUCAAUAAUUUGGAAUUCAUCGUUUUGA